AGCUCAUAAUAUCAAAUAUUCGAAACGAAAGUACAAUCAAAGGAUCUCAGAAUGCCCGCAUUGAAGAAACGCGACACAACGUUGCCAGAUCUGGGCGAUUUUCGUGUGGAGAAAGCGAAAGGUGAUGCCACAACGGAUACGGAUAAAAAGUACAGUUUCUUCGAUCUGUUUCGCUACUCAACCGUUGUGGAGCGUUUUCUCAUAGUUUUUAGCAUGAUUGUGGCCACGCUAGCUUCCAUUCUUAUACCCUAUUUCAUUGUGAUCUAUGGAGAAUUCACAUCUCUGCUCAUUGAUCGCGCCGUGGUCGAGGGCACCUCAUCGCCUACAUUCAUACUGGCGCUCUUCGGGGGCGGCAAGCGACUCACCAAUGCGAGCGAUGAAGAGAAUAGGCAGGCGAUCAUCGAUGAUUCGGUUGCCUUUGGCAUAGCGAGCUUGGUGGGCUCAGUCGUACUGCUGGUGCUCAUGCUCAUUGCCAUUGAUAUAUCGAAUCGUGUGGCACUCAAUCAAAUCAAUCGCAUACGCAAGCUCUUCCUGGAGGCCAUCCUGCGGCAGGAUAUGUCCUGGUAUGAUACCACAUCGGGCACAAAUUUCGCCAGCAAAAUGACGGAAGAUUUGGAUAAGGUCAAGGAGGGCAUCGGCGAAAAGGUUGCCAUUGUUACCUUCCUCUUCAUGACCUUUGUCAUGGGCAUUGUGGCCUCGUUCAUCUAUGGCUGGAAGCUGACGCUGGUGGUGCUCACCUGCAGUCCUUUCAUUAUACUGGCCACGGCCAUGGUGGCCAAGAUCCAGAGCUCCCUGGCUGAAAAGGAAUUGAAAGCCUAUUCGGAUGCCGGCACAGUCGCCGAGGAGGUGUUCAGUGGCAUUCGCACCGUCUUCGCCUUUAGUGGAGAGCGCAAGGAGAAUGAACGCUUCUCGAAGCUUUUGAUACCCGCUGAAGCCACGGGUCGCAAGAAGGGUCUCUACUCGGGCAUUGGGGCGGGUGUGAUGUGGCUCAUCAUCUACUGCUGCAUAGCCCUUGCCGUUUGGUACGGCGUCAACUUGAUCCUGGACGAUCGCGGCAAGGAGGACCGUCAGUAUACGCCCGCAGUUCUGGUCAUCGUCCUCUUUGCCGUCAUAAUGGGCGCCCAGAAUUUGGGUUUCUCCUCGCCACAUGUGGAUUCGUUCGCUGUUGCUUUUGGCGCUGCACGGAAUCUCUUUAGGAUCAUUGAUCGCAAGUCCGAAAUCGAUCCAUUGGAUGAGUCCGGCUUGAAGCCGGAGGGCAUAACAGGUCGUCUGCGGUUUGAGGAUAUACACUUUCGCUAUCCGUCCCGGCCGGAUGUCGAGAUACUCAAGGGCUUGACGGUGGACGUGGAGCCGGGGCAAACGGUUGCUUUUGUGGGCGCCUCGGGCUGUGGCAAGAGCACAGUCAUUCAACUAAUGCAACGUUUCUACGACCCGGAACAGGGUCAGGUGCUGCUGGAUGGACGCGAUUUGCGCAGCCUGAACGUGGGCUGGCUGCGCUCCCAGAUUGGCGUUGUCGGCCAGGAGCCGGUGCUGUUUGCCACCACAAUUGGGGAGAACAUACGCUUUGGCAAUCCACUGGCCACCCAGUCGGACAUCGAACGUGCGGCACGCAAUGCCAAUUGCCACGAGUUCAUCACCAAGCUGCCCAAGGGCUACGACACCCAGGUGGGUGAACGUGGCGCCCAAAUGUCUGGCGGACAGAAGCAACGCAUUGCCAUUGCCCGUGCGCUGGUGCGCAAUCCGAAGAUUCUGCUGCUGGACGAGGCGACAUCCGCGCUGGACCCCACCUCCGAGAAACGUGUACAGGACGCACUGGAGCUGGCCAGCCAAGGGCCAACCACCCUCGUUGUCGCGCACCGCCUGUCGACUGUGACUAAUGCCGACAAAAUUGUGUUUGUCAAGGAUGGCAAGGUGGCCGAGCAGGGCACGCACGACGAGCUCAUGGACAGGGGUGGUUUGUACUACGAUCUGGUGAACAUAACCCGCCGCAAGGAGGCCACCGAGGGGGCAGACGAGACGGCCGGCAGUGUGGCGAAAUUGGCAUUGACCAAGGGCAGGGAGGAUGAUAUCAUGGUUGCUGACGAUGACGAUGAGCUCGAGGAGGACGAGGAGUACGAAGAGGACAUCGAUGAGACUGGCGCUGCCGCGGCAGAGGUUAACAGCAGCAAGGAUGACGUAUUCAGCGUUACCUCAGCCAGCAAACGUCGUUCCCAACGUCGCAAGAAGAAGAAGAAGCAGCCAAAACCCGAAGAGCCAAAAGUCUCAUUCAUGCAACUGAUGAAGCUGAAUGCACCCGAAUGGCGUUACAUAGUCUGGGGCUGCAUUGCCUCCAUCAUGCACGGCAUCACAUUCCCAUUGUGGGGCUUGUUCUUUGGCGACUUCUUUGGCAUUCUGUCCAACAGCGAUGAGGAUCUGGUGCGACACGAGGGCAACAAUAUUUCCUACAUUUUCAUUGGCAUUGGGCUGAUGGCCGGCGUGGGCACCAUGAUGCAGAGCUAUCUGUUCACCACGGCCGGCGUCAAGAUGACAACGCGCCUGAGGAAGACGGCCUUCAAGACAAUCGUCGCCCAGGAGGUGGCCUUCUUUGAUGACGAACGCAAUUCCGUGGGCGCAUUGUGUGCCCGUCUCGCUGGCGACUGCUCCAAUGUGCAGGGCGCAACGGGCGCACGUGUUGGGAUUAUGCUGCAGGCGGUGGUCACCUUGGCCGUGGGCAUGCUAAUUGGUUUCAUCUACUCCUGGCAACAGACUCUGUUGACUACCGUCACCCUGCCCCUGCUCUGUCUGUCGGUUUACCUCGAGGGCCGCUUUAUCGCGAAGAGCGCCCAGUCAGCCAAGGCGGCCGUUGAGGAGGCCUCACAGGUCGCCGUUGAGGCCAUUGCCAAUAUACGCACGGUCAACGGCCUGGGCCUGGAGCAGCAGGUGCUGGAGCGCUACGUCAGGCAGAUUGAUCAGGUGAAUAUCGCCUGCCGUCGCAAGGUGCGUUUCCGUGGCCUGGUCUUUGGCUUGGGUCAGACGGCACCGUUCCUCGCCUAUGGCGUUUCGCUCUACUAUGGCGGCCUGCUGGUUGCCAAUGAUGGCUUGCCCUACGAGGACAUCAUUAAGGUUGCCGAGGCAUUGAUCUUCGGCUCCUGGAUGCUGGGUCAGGCCUUGGCCUAUGCGCCGAAUGUCAACGAUGCCAUCAUCUCCGCGGGACGCCUGAUGAAACUGUUCGAGCAGACGCCCAAGCAACCUAAUCCACCACUUAAUCCAUAUAAUACAGCUGAGAAAUCGGAGGGCGACAUUGUCUAUGAGAAUGUUCGCUUUGAGUAUCCCACGCGCAAGGACACGCCCAUUUUGCAUGGCCUGAAUCUCACGAUUAAGAAGAACACCACGGUGGCACUGGUGGGUCCAUCGGGCUCGGGAAAAUCCACUUGUGUCCAACUUCUAUUGCGCUACUAUGAUCCCGUCUCGGGCUCGGUCAAUCUGAGUGGUGUGCCUAGCACGGAUUUCCCACUGGACACCUUGCGCUCCAAGCUGGGUUUGGUGUCCCAGGAGCCGGUGCUCUUCGAUCGCACCAUUGCCGAGAAUAUUGCCUAUGGCAACAAUUUCCGUGACGAUGUGCCCAUGCAGGAGAUUAUCGAGGCAUCGAAGAAGGCGAACAUACACAAUUUCAUUAGCUCCCUGCCGAUGGGCUAUGAAACGCGUGUGGGCAAGACCUCUCAGCUUUCCGGUGGCCAGAAGCAACGCAUCGCCAUUGCUCGGGCCCUGGUGCGUAACCCAAAGAUUCUGAUACUGGACGAGGCGACAUCCGCCCUGGAUCUGGAGAGCGAGAAGGUGGUGCAGCAGGCACUCGAUGAGGCCAGAGCUGGACGCACCUGUGUCACGAUUGCCCAUCGCCUGAGCACAGUGCGUGAUGCCGAUCUGAUAUGUGUACUAAAGCGUGGAGUCGUCGUCGAACAGGGCACACACGAUCAUCUGAUGGCACUGAAUGGCAUCUAUGCGAACCUCUAUAUGAUGCAGCAGGUGGCUGGAUAGGCUAGAUAGUGAUUGUCGGAAUCGAGCUAUCGCCUAGGACAGUAAACAUGCUUUAGACUAGGUGUCGUACCUGGUAACUAGUUGGCAACUAACUAGAGAGCUCAUCGAAGCAGGUGUGCCAAAUCGUGUUUAGCUUUAAGUCAAUUCAUUUUGUAGUUUGUAUGACCUUUCUGUAGUUGCACUUGAAUUCAAGCUCUGAGAGCAAUUAAUAUUAAUGUA
Drosophila navojoa is the source of this 4233-nucleotide messenger RNA. RefSeq names its product Multi drug resistance 49 (gene Mdr49). Gene Ontology annotation, biological process: oligopeptide export from mitochondrion. Gene Ontology annotation, cellular component: mitochondrial inner membrane. The record is from RefSeq and is a predicted model, not a curated record. Gene Ontology annotation, molecular function: ATP binding; ATP hydrolysis activity; ABC-type oligopeptide transporter activity. NCBI's taxonomy places the organism in Eukaryota, Metazoa, Arthropoda, Insecta, Diptera, Drosophilidae.